This is a messenger RNA of Oncorhynchus mykiss (rainbow trout), 3272 nucleotides long. RefSeq names its product ST3 beta-galactoside alpha-2,3-sialyltransferase 5 (gene st3gal5). The record is from RefSeq and is a predicted model, not a curated record. NCBI's taxonomy places the organism in Eukaryota, Metazoa, Chordata, Actinopteri, Salmoniformes, Salmonidae. Gene Ontology annotation, molecular function: lactosylceramide alpha-2,3-sialyltransferase activity.
GUACGACUUCCCACUAGUUACCACAGCUACAAAGUCACUAUAUUGGCUGUCGUAAAAAUGUAUGAAAACCCUGCUUUUUGGGGGGUACAUUUACGGUUAGGCAUAAUGCUAGCAGUGUGAUAAGGCUAAUCUUUAAAACCAGGCUUUAAGAAGAUACAUUGUAGAAAUAGACGGGGUUAGUCAUAAUUAUUACUUUGUGGCUACUCGUGACAACCACGUCCCUUCCAUGAUUAUCAACGUUACUGUUGCUGGCUACAUCAAAUAACAUAUCGUCAGAUAACGUGAACAUUCAUUAUACCGUCAAGAUGACUGCUUAUAAACGUCCGCUGAUGGGAACUGUCCCAUGAGGAACAGGCUAAUCAGCGCUAGGGACAGAGGGAGGCACAUUACUUCCUGACAACAACAAGAUGAGGAUUUCAAAGCGUUGUGGCUCCAACAGACGUUUGUUGUUGCCCUUGAUGGUCCUUGGGUUGAUGAUCUUACUGGCAGUUGUAACCCUUAAUUGGUUUGAGACUGAAUCACAGAUGCCUUUGGCAUGGCACGUGGAUCCCAACCACCGAAAGCUUGUGCACUCUUUUGUACGGGGUGUUCUUUCGAACCAGUGCAGACCAGCCUUUGCCAGAAAGGGAAUAGAAGCAAGGCUCCAGAGCUCUAGUCAUGUGACUGAUCCUUUCCUGUGGCGGGACACACUGCUGACUCGAGAGAUGUUCAAGUACCCCCCACCAUUCGGGUUCCGUGACAUGCAUGACAAACUGAAGGAUGUCCUCAACCUCCUCCCUGCUCAACCAGAGCAGCUGAAGAAAGAGUGCAGACGCUGUGUGGUCUUGGGAAAUGGAGGGAUCCUCCGUGGCCUUGAGCUGGGCGCCCUGCUUAACCAGUUUGAUGUUGUCAUUAGGCUCAAUAGUGGUCCUUUGAGGAACUACAGUAAAGACGUGGGGAACCGGACCUCUAUCCGGAUGAGCUACCCAGAGGGAAGCCCCAAGGUCUGGGAAGAUGUGGACCCUGAGCUGCAGUUUGUGGCGGUGGUCUACAAGGCUGUAGACUUCAAGUGGAUCAGAGCAAUGAUCAACAGACAGAGAGUUUCCCUUUGGGACUGGCUGUUUUUCUGGCAGAAGGUGCCAGAGAAGAUUCCGGUAGACUUAUCAAAGUUCCGUUUGUUGAAUCUGGAGAUCAUCAGGCAGAUGGCGAUGGACCUGUUAGCCUACUCCUCCCCACAGAAACGCCUCUGGGGCUGGGACCAGAACGUGCCCACCAUGGGCAUCUCAGCCCUCAACCUGGCUACCUACCUGUGUGACGAGGUCAGCCUAGCAGGCUUUGGUUACAACCUCAGUCAGAAGGAGAUGCCCCUGCAUUACUAUGACAAUAUACCCAUGACCGCUAUGCUGGGGCAGAACAUGCACAACGUGGACCGUGAAAGGGCUCUCCUCCAGAGCCUGGUGAGGGAAGGGACUGUAUCAGACCUCACAGGGGGCCUCCACUGCACCUUCUGCCCCAGCUGAAAGAGACUGAUCUGGGCCCGCAGCGCAGCUAGCGACACACCAACGAUCUACCUUCCACUGACUUAUCAUUCCAAUACUUUUCACCCUGGAAUUCAAAAAGUUGAUUGAGUCUAUGGAUCUGGGGACUUGACUGCAAACUCUUCUAUGUUCUAGUGCAUGCCAGCAUACUGAUUCUGCAUGGACUAGAUGUGCUGACAUGAUGGGGAACAGUGAAGCUGUACACUUCUCCCCUGCGCAGUUGAAAACGACAAGCCUAAAUCCUUCUAUAAGGGAAGUAUUAUCACUGCUAAACUUAAAUGUUUUUUUGUAUUUAUUAAGAGAUAAUGUAUAAUUACUUAAUUAAAUCUUAGCAUAAAGUUGAUGCUAAAAAGUGUACAAACAUUACCAUAAAUAUUGUGAAGAAUGAACAGAUGGACUAACAACAGAUAAUUAACAUUAUCCUUUUUAUGCUUUCGAUUUUAAGUUGAAUGUUAAGUGUGUCCACAAGAUGUCUGAAUUUGGUUGUGUUUUUACAUUUUUCUAAUGUAAUUAUUAGAUUGUUUUUAUUAUAAUAAUGUAUGUUCUCAAUGCUUGACUUAGACUAAGAUGGGAGCCGGUACUAAUUAUAUUUUCUCCUCAUGGCUAAGCCACAUAAUGCCAGGGUAUAUCUGGUGGGCUUUCUCCUCAUGGCUGAGCCACAUAAUGCCAGGGUAUAUUUGGUGGGCUUUCUCCUCAUGGCUGAGCCACAUAAUGCCAGGGUAUAUCUGGUGGGCUUUCUGGAAUAAGGACACGUGCAUAACGUGGUAGAAAGGGCCAUAGAGAAUUCUCUAUUUCAUUGAGGUCACAAUAGUUACAUGGUGUUUCCUCUUCCAUUUCACCACAAUACCGACCUGUUUCAAUACACAGACAAUAUCCCUGAUCUUACCUAUUUCAAUACGCAGAGGCAAUAUCCCUAAUCUUACAUAGCGAUCUCUUGCUUUUCGGGAGGUUGUACAUUAUAUUUCUUACACAGAAAUUCCCCCUUAAUGAAAGGGUUUGUGAUUCAUCUCCUCCACUUAUUUAUUUUCAUAUUGCAUCAUCAGUUGUGUUUUAAUAGCGUCUAUGUCUCACUUCAUUUGGUUUUCGUACAACUGUUCACAGUCAGACUGUUGGAAAAUGUCAUUUCAGUUGUCCAGGCUCCCCCUAUGGAGAGAUCCCAUUGAAAAACGCUGCUGGCUAUUCUGGCAAUUGGCAUAUCCAACAGUCUAUUCCAAAGUCUCACCAUACACGCCUUCCAUCUCACCUCACAGGAAUCCCAGCCCAUGUCCCAGUUAUUUCCAGUAUAGGUGCAAACUUGUGGAGACCUAAAAAAAUAACGUACUGCUCUGUUAUGGACGUGUUCAUUUUUGAGAUACGUCUUAGCACCCCACACUCCUGCUGAAUAGUCCAAGACAGGACACACGCAUGUCUGAUACAGUUUGGAAUACGUAGCAUAACCAAUAUCUUUGAGUGGUUUUGUUUUUCCUAGAACUCCCCCAGGAGCUCUACUUGCUGAGUCGGCCCGGGCAGAUGUGCCGUAUAGAAAGGUCAUAUGUUAAUUGCUAGUAACCUUGCAUUUCUUCACCAAAACACACCUGAAAAACUCUUCCCUUGGUACCCGGUUUUCUAAAAUGCAAUAUCUGUAUGUUUUUCUGAUUGAUCAUGCGUCUCCAUCUUUUGCAACAAUUGACUGUACAUAACACCAUUUUCUGUAGGUCUUGUUCAGUUUCUGCCAUUAAAAUAAUAUCAUCAGCAUAUAAGAUGUCAUAUCUUACU